AUGAGCGGCGCACCAAGUGAGGAACCUCGCAAAGGCGCCGUGGGCUGUGUUGGGCCCAGUCGGGCCCCCAAAGUGCAACAACAUCGCAGCCAAGAGACCCGCGCGAAUGCAGUCUUCCCAAAUCCCACACCGGGCAGCGCUCAACGCUGUGAAUCCGGCUGCCAAUGCCGGCCAGGGAGUGACAUCCACGACCCCUGCUGGCUUCCCUACACUCUCGAUCUGCGGCCACUGCUGGACCAGGCCUGCAGAAACCAGGGCAAGGGAAGUCACAGACAGGACCAGUGCUUCUACAAGGGAACCGGUCAGUUCGCUGGUAUGACUGCCGCGACUGGGAACAGCCGGAAACGUGCAUGA
Messenger RNA from Ostreobium quekettii, 354 nucleotides. Lineage: Eukaryota; Viridiplantae; Chlorophyta; Ulvophyceae; Bryopsidales; Ostreobiaceae. The record is from the annotation of a GenBank genome assembly.